Messenger RNA from Pogoniulus pusillus (Red-fronted tinkerbird), 3806 nucleotides. It is a transcript of the gene XRCC3, whose product is annotated as X-ray repair cross complementing 3. The transcript is spliced from 7 exons. The record is from RefSeq and is a predicted model, not a curated record. Gene Ontology annotation, cellular component: replication fork; Rad51C-XRCC3 complex. Gene Ontology annotation, molecular function: ATP-dependent DNA damage sensor activity; four-way junction DNA binding; ATP binding. The coding region runs from base 25 to 1068 and encodes 347 amino acids. Lineage: Eukaryota; Metazoa; Chordata; Aves; Piciformes; Lybiidae. Gene Ontology annotation, biological process: t-circle formation; resolution of mitotic recombination intermediates; telomere maintenance via recombination.
UUCACCCCAGUGCUGUAUCAGGAAAUGGACUGGGACCAGUUUGACUUGAACCCUAAAGUGAUUGCUGCCCUUAAGAAAGCUGACAUAAAAUCAGUAAAAGAGAUUUUCAAUCUCUCUGGAGCAGACUUGCAAAGACUGAUGAAACUAUCUAGUGCAGAUAUACAGUGCUUGCUGAAAACAGUCUCUUACACGCUGAGGAGAAACAGUAUGCUUACAGCACUUCAGCUCUUCCAAGAUAAAGAUCAUCUCACCUCUCAACACCAGAAGCUAAGCCUAGGAUGUUCAGUACUGGAUUCUUUGUUAAAAGGUGGCAUUCCUUUAGUUGGAAUCACAGAACUUGCUGGGGAAAGUUCUGCUGGGAAGACUCAGAUUAGUUUACAACUGUGCCUCUGUGUGCAGUAUCCUUAUAAAUAUGGUGGAUUGGAGUCUGGAGCUGUCUACAUUUGUACAGAAGAUGCAUUCCCAAGUAAACGUUUGCAACAACUCAUAGAUCAGCAAUGUAAACUGCGUGCAGAUGUUCCAGCUGAAAUCAUACAGAAGAUCAGAUUUGGAAACAGUAUUUUUGUCGAGCAUGCAGCAGACCUGGAUGCCUUUCAUAACUGCAUCACCAAAAGGAUCUCCCCGCUGCUCACAAGAGGCAUGGUGCGGUUGGUAGUCAUAGACUCGAUUGCUGCUUUGUUUCGAUGCGAGUUUGGAGUUUCAGAUUCCGUUACGAAGGCUCGGUAUCUGCAGACGUUUGGAGCACAGCUUCACAGUUUAAGCACUAAAUUCAGGACUCCAAUAAUGUGCAUUAAUCAGGUGACAGAUGCAGUGAGCGAGUCAGAAGCUGCUCGGUGUGGUUGCAGUGUAGUGGAUAACAGAGUGGUUCCAGCACUUGGAAUAACCUGGGCAAAUCAACUGCUCAUGAGACUGAUGGUCAGCCGAGUGUUGCAGCCUGAACAAUCAUCUGAAACUGCUUCUCACCACACUGGAAGUGUGAGGACUUUAAGAAUAGUUUUUGCUCCCCAUCUCCCUCCAUCCUUUUGCUACUACACAGUAGAAUUGGAAGGUGUAAAAGGAGUAAGAUAAAUCCGUUGCAUAUGAAAGCAUCUUUGUCCAAAAGAAAUGUACCAAAACUACUUUGCUUCAGUAAAAGCAAAUUCUUCUGAGAGCACAGAAACAGACACUGAAAUAUGUAAGUGGUGAUAUGACUGCAUUAAGCCUUAUCUACAUUGUGAAAGAUCUUUUUAUACCUGUAUGUGUGGUCAUCAGCUUUCCCUCACAAGGGAAGUCUGAAGGAGAAUAAAGUUGGGGGCAGGUGGAGGCUGCACAACAAAGUGUGAUGUGGCAAUCCCCACAUUAAGCGAGACUUGAUUUCUGUUUCAGAGCAUGCUACUCAGAAACAUAAUUUAUUGCACUUGGGUACUUCUCUGUUUCCAGACCCAAAGGGACUCGAGGUGAACUAGUUAAUAUUGCCUGCUGGUGUUUCUAGCCCUUAUGCUGCUGUUACCUAUAGGCAUUCUUCUAUGUGUAGGGCCUCAGAAGUAGCACAAAGCUGCUAUCUUAUUUUAAACCCACUUGUUAGUAAUAUCAGGUCACCAUCCCUGGAAGUGUUUAAAAAAAGACUGGAUGAGGCACUUAGUGCCAUGGUCUAGUUGAUGAGAUAGGGCUGGGUGCUAGGUUGGACUGGAUGAUCUUGGAGGUCUUUUCCAACCUGGCUGAUUCUGUAACCAAAAAAACCAGAACAAUGCCUAACAUCUUACUGUAAGAAAUAAAACUGUACUAGUUUUGUACUAGAUGGACAUCUAAGUUCAUAGAACUUCUACAGGACUUUUUGGAAGUGGUUCUUUUCCACACUUUCUGUGUUCCAUUUCCUUCCAUGCACAGUACUAAAAAAACCCUGCACCUCCCCCCAUCUCCUUGUCUGCUUGCCCAUGGCUGACGCUCUGUAACCAGGUGGUUUCAGAGCAAUUACUCUGUUAAUACGCUUUGUAACACUGCACAGCUCUGUAUCCUGUUGGAGUUGGAUAGCAUUCUUCAUCAGCUUCUGGAGCACUCUGUUGUAGCUCCUGGCCUUACCCUAGGCUCUUUGCUAAGCUAUGCUUCUGAAGGGGAUCUUUAGCUGCUUUCAUCCAUCCAUGAAUCUUCCUCUUCUCAGGGUUGUUGUUAGAGCUAUGCAUUUUUUCCCCUUUGCACUAUUUGUCACAUCUUUUUCUGUUGUGCUCAGAUCAUUGCUAUGCUACCUGCUUUUUCUAGUCGUUGCUGCAGUCAGUGAGACAGCUGGAUGAAGUUACACUUCUAGAGACCUGAUUUGGCCUUUGCUAUGUGGUACAUGCUCUUACCAGUGUUUCAUGCUCAGCUAUAUCACACACUUGUUAAGCUUCACGUUUUCCUCCUUCUUGCUUUCACAAGCUACCCAAAGAAGAAGUCUGCCAGGGUGUUAGGUUUCUCUGUGUAGUUUCACACUGCUCAGGUCUGCCUUUUGGCAAAUGAGAGCUUCCUGUGCUCCACAGGGUAAACAAUAAAAUCUCUUCCAUCAAGAGUCCUCUUCCACCAGUUCAGAUGACUGCCUCAGUAAGAGGAAAGUCCAGAUACAUUCCAGUUAUGCUGUAUUAGUGACAGAUCUACCUCUCCUACCUUGCCCCACUAAUACUCUAAGGAGACAGCAGCCACCUUUUUUUGGGGGAAAUCAUGCAGCUGGGUAAUAGAAAGGAAAAGUUUUGCCUACUUUUACACAGGGUAAGCUGGAGCUCUCUAGCAGAAGACCUCUAAGAAUCCAUGAAUAGGAAUUGUGUGACUGUCUCAAGGAAAUUGAGGAGGGUAGCACAGAGUCACACCUUGAAGCUAAAGGAAGAUCUAAGCAAGCAAAAGGCUUUCAGUGCCUUCUGAGAUCUCUUCAGUCAUUGGCAGGUGCCUUGUGCAAAUAGCAUAACAUAUUGUCUUUAAAUCUCUUUUCUAAAUGUCUUCAUUCUCUCUAUUUGGAGAUGAGCUUGGCCUCAGGUGUUUUGUAAUAAAAACUGAGCCAUGAAUCUUCAGAGAUUUUUGUGUACUCAGUCUAAGGGAAAAGUAAGUGCAGUAUGGCUCAGAGGCAUGGCUAACUCAGUCUUCCAAUCCUUGCAUCCCUUGCCUUCUUCCUAAUAAUUGCAAUGAAGAUAAACUACUGCAGCACAGGUACCAUGCCAGUUAUUAUCUUCCAUCUCUAGCUCAUGUAAUCUAUCUGGGACAGGAACUCCAGGUAGUAUAUUGUUCAUCAUAUCCUAUGGGUUUGAUUUUUAACAAAAGCAAAGCCACAUCUGAGUGUAGCAGUCAAACCUCACCUGAACAUUCACCUACAAAAGGCUCAUCAAAGCUCCAAGGGUAGGAGCCUGCCUCACUGAACCAUGUUCAGAAGAGUCUGAAACACAUCUUAAGCUUGGUUUUGUAGUAUUUUGAUAGUCUUUCUGCAACCUGACUGCAUGCAGAGAUGAGAUGUGUUAAAGAGUCACAGGUGGGUCUGUAACCAAAGUCACAGUUCACUUGAUGCAAAGCACUUUAACAAAGUCAAAUAACAGCUUACCUGAACAAGUCUUCCUGUCACUGUCCAUGCUGGUUCUUAAUUAACUCUCCAUCUGGAGGCUUAAAUCUGAGGAACUGAAUGUUCAGCUGCAGUUUCUGCCCCUUUCUUUAGUUACCCACAUACAGCCAGAAAACAAGACUUGGUCUGGCAUUAGUGGAGGUGCAAACCCUCAUGAAGACUAAACAAAGCAUCUGCCCUCUUUAAAGCCUUGUGUCAAAGUGUUAAAGUAUGCUUAAGUUUUAAUAAAUGCAAUUUAAGAAGCUUCCCUUUA